AUGAGCUUACCUGAAGCAUUGUCGCAGUCUCCCGAUGAGAUGGUCAAUUUCACUCUCCUCAGUCCUGCAACUGCCCCGAUCCUAGCCCCGCGGCUGGGAAAUUUGGCUGUUGCGGGCAGAAAAGCCAUCCCGACGCCCAAUUACAUUCCCGUCACGUCGCGAGGGGCUGUACCUCAUAUUGCGCAUGAUGUGAUGCGCGACCAGACUGCGAUCGGCAGCCUGUUCAUUGGUCUCGAGGAUUGUAGACCGCCGAUAUACAAUGUACCAACUGCGCCGCAUGAAUCGGCGUUGCGCAAGUUCAUCAGUGUUCCUGAGGAUUUCCUGCUCAUUCUCGGUCCGCGACGGGUGCCUUCGAUCGCUUGCCCGCCGAACAACACGCCUAAUUCGAUCUCCAUAUUGACGUCGGUUGGGUUCAGGCAGCUUGAGGCUGGUGAAUAUGUGGAAGCAGUACGGAAACUACGGCCGGACAUCGUGGUGGGAUUAGCAGACUUGGCCCAGGGACAAACUCCCGGCACCAAGAGGAGGGUUAAGAUGGCUGACAGAACCCAUGCAUUCACUUCGCAUGCAACGGAGCAGCUCUAUGGUCAAACAGUACCAGAAGGAAGUCGGUCAAAAUCGGCAUACUUUGCGCCGGUGCUGCCUCUUGAGAACACGCAGCAAUCGCUCUACCUGGCCGACCUUGAGCAUGAGCUACGCCCUCACAUCUCCGGUCUCGCAUUGCACGAGUCGGCAUCGCUAUCGUUUCUCCCGGAGAAACUAGGCAACCUGCCCAGACUACUCUUCAGUGAUCCAGCUACACCACACGACAUUCUGCGUCAGGUAUCUCUCGGCGCCGAUAUCUUCACCAUUCCAUUCCUGGGGGCGACCUCGGACGCGGGAAUAGCCUUGGAUUUCACCUUCCCAGCCCCAUCCACAGUGGAGACGACUGCAAGCGAACCUCGACCUCUCGCAUUCGACCUGUGGUCCACGUCAUUCAAAGUAGACACAGCACCUUUGAACACAUCCUGCGAGUGCUACACAUGCAAAAACCACCACCGCGCCUACAUCCACCAUCUACUAUCCGCAAAGGAAAUGCUCGCAUGGACAUUACUCCAGAUCCAUAACCACCACACCAUGGACAAGUUCUUUUCCGCCAUUAGAGCAAGCAUCGAGCGAGGAACUUUCGACACAGACGCCGACAUGUUCCACCGGGUUUAUGCCCCAGAAUUACCCGAGAAAUCCGGCGAGGGUCCCAGACUCCGUGGCCACCAGCUCCCCGCAGCUGGACCUCACCAACCCCGCCGCUUCCCCCGCGUGUAUGGCCGUCUCGACGACGCGGCGGAGAAAUUCGCAGAGUCGGAGUCGUCCAUUGCCACGCCCGAUACGGGUGCUGAUGGACUAGAAGCACAUGGCUUUGCGCAGAAAACCUCCUCUUAG
Aspergillus fischeri NRRL 181 is the source of this 1416-nucleotide messenger RNA. Its product is annotated as tRNA-ribosyltransferase family protein. The transcript has 3 exons. The record is from RefSeq and is a predicted model, not a curated record. Bases 1 to 1416 code for a protein of 471 amino acids. Gene Ontology annotation, molecular function: tRNA-guanosine(34) queuine transglycosylase activity. NCBI's taxonomy places the organism in Eukaryota, Fungi, Ascomycota, Eurotiomycetes, Eurotiales, Aspergillaceae.